Molecule: messenger RNA, 3338 nt
Organism: Fonticula alba
Lineage: Eukaryota; Rotosphaerida; Fonticulaceae
Exons: 4
Coding region: 112-2529 (805 amino acids)
Source: RefSeq, a predicted model, not a curated record
CCGAAUGCCCCUCCUCCCCCUCCUCCGCCCUCGCGCCUUGCCUUUGCAGCCCGUGUGCCUCGUUUGUUUCCCCUCGCUUCGCCUCGCGUUCUCGUCUGCCACAACACAAUAAUGUAUCCCUUCGUGGAUUACUACCAGGUGCUCAAUGUCCCGAGGGAUGCCUCGCUGGCGGACAUCCGUGUUGCCUUCAUGCAGAGCGUCUGCGUGGCGGCCGACCCGCUGAAGAGCCUCGAUCGCCUGGCCGCCGGUGCGCAUGACCCGCAUGACCCGAACCACCCGGGCCACGAUGAUGAGCAUCCCCACGACCCGGACCACGACCACGACCACGACCACGACCACGACCACGACCACGACCACGAGCAUGAGCACGAGCACGACCACAAGCACAAGCAUCACCACCACCAUGAGCACCACCACUACCUCCACCGGCCGGAGGGUGGUGCCCGGCGCGGCCGCGUGGCCGGCGCCGCCAGCGCCGCCCAGGCCACCUUCUACACUAGCCAGAGCUCGCCGGCCGUCAGCCUGGCCGGCGCGGCCCAGGCCCAGGAGACCUCGCGCAUUGUCACCGACAUGUUCCUGACCGCGUAUCGCAUUCUGUCUGAUGCCACCACGCGCCGCAUCUACGACCAGUUCAUCCGCCAGUGGGAGUCCAAGCUGGCGCGCGUGUGCGCCCAGACGUGCCGCUCGUCCGGCGCCGCCGCCGCGGCCGCCACCGCCGGCAUGUCCAUCGAGGAGAGCCACCAGCGCACGCGCCUGGCGGUGGCCUUCGCGGCGGCGGCCGCCGCGGCCGCCCGCAACCGCGCCGACGUCGACACCCAGCUGCACGUCCGCCGGCGGGUGUGCAUCGCGGCGGCCGCGCGCAUUGGCCGCCAGCGCCGCAUCGUGCGCAAGGCCGGCCGCCAGGCGGCCCUCGUGGCCCAGACCCGCCUGUGCACCGGGUCCCAGCAGCGGUGCUCGUGGACCGGCGGCUCGGCCGACGGCAGCCCCGGCUGCCGGGCCCGGCGCCCGGCCCCGGCCACCCCGCCCCGCGCCCCGGCCCCGGGCAGCAGCUACGCCUCGGUGGCGGCGGCCGCCGCGGCCGUCGGCGCCUCGCGCCUGGCCGCCAGCCGCAAGGUCUACCUCUUCAGCAGCAGCGGCAGCGGCAGCGGCAGCGGCAGCGGCAGCAGCGCCCUGCCGGCGGCCACCAUGGAGCUGAAGGCGCGCGCGGCGGCCGGCACCGGCGGCAGCCUGACCGUGGUCCCGCCGCCCCCGCCGCCCAAGUGCCUGAAGCCCACCAUCGUGGUCCGGGGCUUUGACCCGGCGGCGGCCACCAUGGAUGCCGGGCUCUUCCAGGGCCCGGUGUACAUCCACGAGGCCGGCUCGCAGGAGGUGGCCCGGUCGACCUUCGGCGCGGGGCGCCGCCGGCGGCCGACCGCCACCCCGCCCCCGCCCCCGCCCCCGCCCCUGCCGAUGGCCAGCAGCCCGGCCGACAGUGUGGCCGGCGGCGGCAGCCUGGUGGCCCCGGCGCCGCCGGCCAAGCCGGUGGCCCCGGCCCCCGCCGCCCGGCCGGUGACCAUCCGGUCGUACUCCACCCUGGCCGAGGUGGCGGCCCAGAUCGCGCGCGAUCGCUUCCCCCACGUCCUGUCGGAUGCCAUCACGGUGACCGAGUUCUCGAAGGCCGCGGCGGCGGUGGCCGCGGUGGCCGCCAAGCCGGUGGCCCCGCCGCGCCCGCGCCGCGCCUCCUCCCCCCCGACCGCCGCGGCCGCCGCCCCGGCGUCGUCGCCCCACCCCCCGGCCAGCCUCCUGUCGCUGGCGGACCUGGCCGUGUCGGUGGCCACCGCGGCCCUGGCCGCCGCGGAGCGCCGCCACCGCCGCACCCCGGGGGCCGCGCCCGCCGCCGCCGCCGCCCCGGCGGUGCCGGCCCGCGCCGCCGCCGCCGCCCCCCCGGCCCCCGCCCCCGCCCCGGCCAUGGCCCUCGACGCCGGCAGCCAGAACAUGCGCUACGGGUCCACCCCGCGCGGCUGGCUGUCCGCCGACAAUGCCGCCGAGUACUAUGACCUCCUGGCCAUGACGCCCCCGGGCCCGGGCCAGCAGCCGGUCUGCUGGCGCCGGCUGGUGUGGAUCCGCCAGGCCGACGGCAGCUGGGUCCAGCUGCCGCCCUGCCCGUCGCCGGCGCUGCUCGAGCGCCGGGCCAUGCUGCUGAAGUCCCCCUUCGCCUCGCUCCGGCAGAAGGUCAGCAACCAGGCCGCCCUCCGGGCCCUGGAUCGCAACCCGGAGGUCUCGCGCCGGGUGGCCCUGGUCACCCUGAGCGACGACCCGCGCAGCCAGGGCGCCUCGGCCUGCGGCUGGCGCGGCGCCGAGCACCCGGCCCCGGCCCUGGCGCGCGACUCGUCGCCGUCGGCCUGCCCCGCCGUGGCGGCCGACGCCGCCCCGGUGUCCACCCUCGGCGGCAGUGCCAUCCGCGAGUCCCGGCCCCCGGCCGGCCUGACCACCGGCACCCCGGGCGUGUGGAUCCGCACCCACGGGUCGUGGACUUGCAUCCGCUGCUGAUUUGGCCACAGGGGGGGGGGGGCGGGGGGAGACAUGGCUCCGGGCGUGGCCGGCUGUGCCCGCGCCCGGCCCCCCGUCCCUGCUGCUGCUCGCGCACUCCCUCUUUCCGCGUCUGCCUCGCCCGCCUGGCCGUGUGUCCGUGCUCGCGUGUCUGUCUCACUGUGUGUGUGUGUGUGUAUGCACAGGGGCACGCACAGUGCCAUGCCGACGGAUGAUGGGUGGGCGCUGGUAGGCGGACCCGGGGCGCGGCGCGGCCCGCCGCGCGCGAGGGCACAACACCAAGAGGCGGGGACUCCCGAGGGGGGAUGGGCACAUCGCCUCUUUCCCCCCGGCGCCCCGGGUCCCCGCUGUCCUCCCUCCAAUCAUGUGUGUGUGGCCAGCGGUGCCUUUUUUUUUGUCGGGCCGCCGGCCAGGCGUGUGCCUGCUCUCUCGGGGAGGGAGCCUUGCUGCUCCUCCGACGGGGGGAAGGCCCGUCUGCCCGGGCGUGCGACGGGGAGAGAGAGGCCAGGGGUGAACCGCGCCUCGCCUGCGAGAGCCGCACCGCUGCAUGUGCGUGCGCCCGCGCCCAUCUCGCCCCCCCCCCCGUGAGAAUGGCACAUACAUACGCGCACGAUGGUGCCGGGCGGUCCUCAGCCGCGCCACCGGGUCUCCCGCGCGUGUGCGCCCCCCUCCAUCCAGCGUAACGGGAAGGCGCCGCGUGCCUUUCGCCUGCUCGAAGAUAGAGAGAAAGUUCUCCGCGCGCGCGCACGUGUGUGUGCGCCCGCGCUCAGGUUUUAAAACACAAGCAUAUAAAAGAACCGGAAACGAAA